Neolamprologus brichardi is the source of this 1123-nucleotide messenger RNA. Its product is annotated as claudin-4-like. The record is from RefSeq and is a predicted model, not a curated record. Gene Ontology annotation, cellular component: membrane; bicellular tight junction. Gene Ontology annotation, molecular function: structural molecule activity. Lineage: Eukaryota; Metazoa; Chordata; Actinopteri; Cichliformes; Cichlidae.
UCCAGACCUAUUCAAACAUUUACACUUGGGGAUCUCUCAAGCAAGACUAGCUUUCUGGACAUUUUUUGAAAUACUGCAAGAAAUUUUCUGAGGAAAUAUGGUUUCGGCUGGCUUUCAGAUGCUGGGCACUGCCCUGUGCAUUAUUGGAUGGAUUGGGGUCAUUGUUAUCUGUGCUUUACCUCAGUGGAAAGUUACAGCCUUCAUCGGCCAGAACAUUGUCACAGCUCAAACUACAUGGGAAGGCAUCUGGAUGAGCUGUGUAGUCCAGAGCACAGGCCAGAUGCAGUGCAAAGUUUAUGAUUCAAUGCUGGCCCUGUCUUCAGACCUCCAGGCUGCUCGAGCCCUUACUAUCAUCGCCAUCCUGCUUGGUGUCAUUGGCAUCCUACUGGCCAUGGCUGGAGGGAAGUGCACCAACUGUGUGGAGGAUGAGGGCUCAAAAACCAAAAUUGGCAUUGCAGCUGGGGUGGUCUUCAUCAUUGCAGGUGUUUUGUGCCUUGUCCCAGUGUGCUGGACAGCAAACGCCGUCAUACAGGAAUUCUACAGUCCAAUGUUCAAUGCUUCUCAGAAGAGGGAACUGGGAGCUUCUCUGUUCAUUGGCUGGGGAGCAGGAGGCCUCCUCAUCAUCGGUGGUGCAUUCCUCUGUGCCAACUGUCCUCCCAAGGAUAACUACUCCGCCAAGUACUCAGCUCCCCGUUCAUCUGCUCCAGCUGCAAACAAGGGCUAUGUUUGAGGAGAAACAAGGAAAGGGAAAAGCUGAGAAAGCCAAGAGACUAAAAAAAGACAUGAAUCAAAUGUGUUGUGGUCUAAUUGAUUGAUUCAUGUUGACACUUUAAAUAUUUCAAUAUUUCUAUCGUGCUUGUUUGAAAAUUGCUAAGAAAAAAAGCCCUCCGCACCCAAAACUGGGCGUGGUGCACACAAUGUUCCAAACGGUGGAGUCACAAAAUCCUGCAAAGUUCAUCAUGCUACUUGGAUUUGUUGUAUUUUUCAUUCAUUCAUUUUCCUUUGAUAUUAUCCAUUUGUAUCUUUUUGCAUAACAUUUCAUGUGUGUUCAGUGUGUUUUUUAUUCAUGGAUGUUUUUAAACUGUAAAUAAAGAUGCGUUUUAAGCACUGCUCAACCAACAUA